UCGCGCGCCCGAGCGCCGCAGACGAGCACGAGCCUCCGCCGGGCGCGCGAGCGAGACGCGAGACGGCGCAUUCGAUCCUUCUGUUAAUGUUUGGUCCAAUCGCGUCCGAUCUGUGCGUGUUCCGGUUCUUUGUCAUCAAUGGGUUGCCGGGCGAGACCGUUUCGAGUGCCACUUGAAAACUAUUUACGCUAAAUUUGAGCUGUUUUUUAGCAUACGAGAUGUAUUAAAAGGUUCUCCGAGCCGAUUCCCAAAGGUCCAGUGCGAAAUUUAGUUCCGAGCCGUGGUAUUUAGCGCGAUCGACGUUAGGCCCUUUCGGUAUUAAUGAGGCGUACCCACUUCAGCUGACUGCGUCGUACGCAAGGCUACUCUAACUAAACUAGUAGUAGUCCGGCGUUCGAGGGAGGCGGUCGGGUGCUCGCGCGCGGGGAAGUGCGGAUAUGUUAUUGAGAUCUAAAAUGUGUUUGGAACGUUCGCCGUAGGCGUGUCGGCGUGCGAACUGCGAGUGCGAGAGCGUGCAGGUCGUGCCGGAGUGCGCGCGACGCGACGCGGGCGCGAGUGUUAGUGCAGGACUCGGACGAGCCGGGGCUCAAUGAUGCUCAAGUUCCUGACGCAUAAGCUCCGAACGCAUUCGCUGAAUGAGGAGAACGUUUCCGAGAAGGUGGAGGAGCGGGACUCCGGCACCGAGUCGGACGACGAGGCCGAGCGCGCCGACACCGGUGAAUACUGCGCUGACGUCAUCAUGAAGUGGAAUGACGUCACCGACAUCAGUAUGGGUGGCGAAGCGUGCGCCUGCGCGCCGGCGCCGGUGCGGCCGCUGGCGGCGCCCGAACCCGACCAGCUGUACGACCACCACUCCUCCGAGGAGGAACUCGAGGUGAUCAACGGCAGCCCCGCGACGGGCGCGACGAGCGCGACGGGCGCGCGCGGCGAGGGCCGGCGGCGCGGCGCGUCGUCGCCGGCGCGCGCGGCGCCUGAGAAGCGCCGCUGGCCGGCGGAGCCCUACGACGAUGAGUUGGCGACGCGCGCGCCCUCGUCCGACGACGACGACACCAAGGUGGAGACCCCGGUGCGGUUCUGCACGUCGCCGCCGCUGGAGGCGCUGAAGCCGCGUCGCGCGGGUGCCGCCGCCGCCGCCGCCGCCGCCGAGUGCGGCUGUGCGGGCCGCGCGCCGUGCUCGCCGCGCCGCCGCCGCCUGCCGCUGCCGCCGCCGCGCCGGCACCGGCCCGCGCUCGACUUUGACAAGAUGCAGCAGCUGAAGGUGGGCGGCGGAGUGCGCUCGUGGCGCGCGGUAGGCGGCGCACACGGUGGCGAGCUGUCCGUGUUCUGCUGGUGAUGAGCGCCGCCCGCCCAGCCGCCCAGCCGCCCCGACCACACCUGCCAGCUCCGCACAGCGCGCGGGGCCGAGCUCGCCGCGGUGCCGGCGACUCAUAUCAGGUUAAAGCGACUCGGUGCGCCGUCCGAGUGUUCGAGUUCCUUUAAUUGCACUCAAAUAAUGAUCAAAGUACAAACUUACUAAUACUAUUAUAUCGAUCGCGUUCGCCGCAUUCGCCGACCGAAUGUAGUUUUUGGAAAUAUUUACUCGUUUUGAAUACUGUGUUUAAAUUAUUGCCACUCGUAAUCGGUUUCGGAUGUUCGCGUCAGCAGUCGCGCGACGGCAGGCGCGAGAGGCGCGACGGUCGGGGCUCGCUCGCGCGACGCCUCCGACGUGGCCAUCGUUAGUUACGUAAACAAAUUAUUUUAAUCAGUCGCUGCGACGACUGUAUUGCGGUGUUGUAUUUCUGGAGUACUCGACGCGAUGUCGCCGUCGACGCGACGAAUUUUGGAGAAGAACUUCACGGGAUGCGGGCUUCUUCUCCGACGUUUUUACACGAUUUUGACGCUGGAGAUACUUUUCUGACAUGAAAAAGUAUCGUAGAUUAAACUUAAAUAUAAUAUAGCUGUCCUAAUAAUAAAACAUGUAUGUCGUAUUAGUUGUAACUUGUACCGUGCGUCCGGUCGCACGCGGCGCCCACGACGCCAGGCGAAGCCCGCAUCGCGUGAGCCGCACUAUAGGAGGUUUCGGUAGAAUCGCCUCGGCUUUUGAUCUCGAAUUGCGACUGAGCGGCUCGGCGCUAGCGCGAGCUAGCGGUCGAGUCGCGCGUGAUUCCUUCAUAGAUUAUCAAAAUAUUUUUAUCUUUUUUAAAAUGUCAAUUGAUAUGAACGCGAUGCGCUGCCUUUUGUGCAAUAUGGAUGGAUUUUGUGGGAUUUGUGAGAUGUUUAUUGAUACUUGGAAGCGGGGGCGUCGCUGCGUCGCUCGUGCGACGGUCGCGAGACACGCAGCGACGCCUCCGUCUGUCGCCGCGACAGACGACAGAUGGAAGCGGCGCGCUCGCAGUUCAUACAAGAUAUUGGUUGUACCUAGUUGUAACUUAUGUUAGUAGUUUAUUUAGCAGGGCUAAUUCUGUUACUCUUGUUGUGUUAUAAACGAAAAUGAAAAAAAAAUAUAAUAAAAAUGUGGUGCGAGUGGAUACAAGUGAAUUUAACGAUAAAGACAUUUAACAAAUUUUCAAAUUAAUACGAUAAAAGUACUAAGACUUUUUUAAAAUCGCUUGAAUAAAGAUUGUAUGUACAUAGAGAUAAGUUACGUAGGGCUCGGAGAUGUAUUUCCGAUUAUCGUUUCACGCGCUGGUGAGUGGUUACAACGACAGCUGUUGCAAAUAAUAACAUUGUUUAUAUUGGGUAUUAAAUAAAAGAACUGGAAAGCUAAAAAAAAAUAUAUGAUACUAAAGAUGACGCUGAUCUUGCAAAUUAUCGUGGCGUCUGUCAAAAAUGAAUAUUAGGAUGCAGUUUGAUUUGUUCUUAAUCGUUUCGUAACAUGGAAACUAUUUCAACUGUCGCAUCGAUUGCAUUUCGGUGCUUGGUGGUGGAGCCGUGCGAUGUGACCGCGGACGCAUUCAUCAUCCUAUUUUCCAUAGUACUAGCAGAGAAACUCAAUAGUUCCUUUCUAAAAUAAGCAGCACUCCUAUUGUGACCAGAAGGCCUUGUGGGUACAGUUGAUUCUUUGAUACGACAGUUGGUUUCACCACUCUCAGCUUCUAUAACUCAAAUAUAAAAAUGUGACUUUUGUAUUACGAUCUAGGUAAUUUAAUGGCAAUAGUGUAGAAGUCUGGGGUAGUUGCACAUUCAGUCCGACUCUCAUUCAAGUAGUGACAACCGCCAGUUCACAAACGCGUCGAUAGUAAUCGGAGCUACACCUUCAGCGCAGUCUAGAUGUAGUAGGUAUAACAAAUUGUAUGACGGAGGCGCUCGGCGCCUGCUCUUUUGUUAACAUUUCUUUUGUGUUAUUUUUUAUUUCCGCUGAAAUUUCUUUACUGACUCGUCCAUGUCUCAGAGAGCCACCUGCGAGCCGACGGAGUCUAGCGCGCGUUGUGACAGUUGAAGCGGUUGUUCUGUAUUUAAAAUCCGACACUAAAUACCCACCUUGAAGAAGAACGAUCAAAUUCGUUUUACAAUUUUUAAUAAAUUAUUGUUGUGUGCGGUAUGAUAUCACAAAAAAACCACUUCAACUUUCGUGAUGACAACUGGGCCUUUUCUCUAUGAUACUCAAGUCUUAACCUUAAUGCCAGAACGCAGAGUCGAGUUACGAGUAGCCAUUUAAAAAUAGAAACUUUAAAGAAUGAUUCCACUGUAGACGGAGAAUCUCUGUCUACGCUGGGAUCAUUCUUGUUGACAUGAAAGUCCGUUUUCAAAUAUAUGAAAGUAUGGUAACUUCCAUGUAAGUAAUUUUUUUACGAAGACCAGAAAAAUAAAAAACCUCACAAAAAAGGAACUAAUUUUUGCCAUUGGCACACUAAACACAAAAAUUAUUGUGGCGCCCCCAAUCCAGGUUUAUUAUAUUUCUGGUCAUAUACCGAGAGCCUGCAUAGUCAGACAUUUUGUAAGUAUUUUGGAGCUGAAAGCUUCAUUUAAGUUUGUAUGUCAUGCCAGAUAAGUACAGUAACCAAUUAUGGAAUUCAGAUCGAGGUGGGUUUGGAAUGUAGCGGGUGCACGUGCCCAGGUCUCCUAUAUUGUCCUAGUAUAUAACAGAAUGAAAAAAUAUAACGUAAUUUCAAGAUAUCCUUUAACUUUGGCAACCCUUCGCUAAAGCCUUUUAAAGAAAUCUUUAAGUAUUUUUCGAAAGGUUGCCGCGGUUAGUUGUUUUCUCAUAUUAUGCAGAAAAAAAUACGCUUUAUAAUUGGACGUUUGACGAUCUGUACCCUUGAAACUUGCCAUCUUCCUAAGCCAUCACACCAUAUCCUUAUUCAUAAUUUGCUACUGUUCUAGCUAUCUCCAAACUAUGGUAGGAAGGAGCAACUGACGAUUUUUUAGCUUUCCUAAAAUAAGGUGUAACGCAGGCAUCAGGUUUAUAGUUAAGAUUUUAGUAUCAUGGAGAAAUUUUACUAUGAGUUUAGCCAUUCGAAUAUCUACGCCGAAAGUUACAUAGUAUUUAUUUGGUAUUUAACCUUUAACAUUACAACACCCCACCCUAGUUACUUAGUAUUCUGUGUGUGUGUAACAAUACACUCAUCACCCAAUCUAAAAAUUUAAUCACUUGCCAUUGACGUAAGUAUGAAAACACAGCUAUUUAUACAUAAAUAUUUGUUCCACAAAUAUUGGAUCAUUAUUUUGAUAUAUCUAUAUCAAAAUAAUGAUCCAAUAUGGUCCACACGAUGGGGUGUUGAAUUUGAAUUUGCAAAACUCAGAGUGGCCCUCUUGAUCUUAAUUAUUUGCUGUCAGAUUAUGAUUUAUUAAAUAAAUUAUUUUUAUCAGAAAUCUACUUAAAAUUAUAAUAACUCACCUGUCUUUGCUGCUAUUGGGUUCGAAUUUACUUUAGAAAAAAAUAUGACUAAAAAAAAGUUUAAAAAAAAUUUUUACACCUUUGUCUACUUUAUUACAAAAAAAAAAUCAUAACGCAGGAAUAAUAUCUAAGUGUAGGUACAGUGAGCCAAAUAUCAAUUCGUAUUUUAUUAUAAGGAAAAUUUAAUUAUGUACCUACUUAUGUCCCAAAAUUUAAUGGUAGGUAAAAUGAAGUAAUAGCAAUUCAAUAACUUAAGUAAGCUACAGAAUGUCUGAAGUAGAUUUAUAAAUGAAAUACAGGGACAAAUUAUAUGGUCAAAAUAAUUUUCUUUCUGUAUGUAGUAAAUAUAUAUAGCUGGGCAAAUUCGUUCGUAACACUCCCGAUGGCCCGUGUGGGAGUGGCCGGGAGGGAGUUAACGAUAUCCCGCGCGCACGACUACAUACCCGCGCAGUCCUUUCCUCUGCCCCGCGGGCACGACUUCAUACCUGCGUAGUCCUUUCCCCUGUUGCUCGCAUAUCAUGAAAGUUUCAUCAACGAACUCGCCAAGCUAUAGUAAAACCUUUUUGCCUCUUUUUCAAAAUAAAAUAUUUGAGGGUAGUACAAAAAUAAACGGAAAGGCCCAUGUCCAGCAGUGGACGGCUACAGGCUGAUGCUAAAAACACAAAACAAAGGUAUAAAGGUGAUUUGGUUGUGCACAAAUCGUAAAUUAGCCACAGCUCUAAAAGGAGUGCCAUCCCAACCCUUUCAAGAGGAACAGCGUGAAAAGGCACUACUUUCAUAUUUGUAUUAUUGAAUAAUCACGUCUAGUUCAUCAUUUUCAUUCAUUGAAACCUCAAUAGCUCACGGUAAGAGUGGUCUGCCUCAUCACCGAGGGGUGGUGGGUGGUGGUUCGAUCCCCGCCCCGUUGGUCUAUUGUCGUACCCACUCCUAAUACAGUAAUACAGUCUUUCCCGACUAGUUAGAGUUAGAGGAGAAUGGGAAAAUCUCACAUGGGCUUUCAAUCCUACGUAUGGCAUAAAUCAAAUCAAAUAAAAAAAAUAUAUGACGUAUUAAAACGAAUGGACGUAAGACGAAAUAAAAAAAAAACUAACAACAGCACAAUUGAAUAGUAAAAUACGAAUUGACGUUUGUCCCGCAUAGCUGAUUCUCUAUGCCAAGGAAAUUAACUUCGUCAUUAAAAGUAAUUACGAUGUCAUAGAGAAUCAGUUGAUCAUUGGUUCGCACCCAGCAGCUGCAGAGAUACGCAGAGACGAUUGGCACAUGUUGACAGCAAGCGGGCUUGCAGCGACAACCAUCGGUGAUAUUUACAAAAUGAUUUAUAUUAUGUUUUAUAUAUUGAAUUAACAAGCGUAAUAAAGAGUGAGCAAUGGCACAUCUUA
Bicyclus anynana (squinting bush brown) is the source of this 6195-nucleotide messenger RNA. RefSeq lists its product as uncharacterized. The transcript is spliced from 8 exons. The coding region runs from base 590 to 1333 and encodes 247 amino acids. The record is from RefSeq and is a predicted model, not a curated record. Lineage: Eukaryota; Metazoa; Arthropoda; Insecta; Lepidoptera; Nymphalidae.